AUGGCGAAAGACGUGAGCAGCAACGAACUCGCGCCGGAGUCCGAGCUCACGCCUCCGCCUGUAACGCUCCUGACCCCCGACGCCCACAAGCUCACGCAGAAGAUGGACCAAGACACAGGGCCCGUGACAUCUCCGUACAUGGGCGCGCAAGUCCAGGUAUACUUCCGCAGCGGCCUGCCCUUCCACAUCCCCCGCGUGCUGUGGAAAAAGGCCCGCGUCAAGACAUUCUACAGCAGUGCCGACCAGAACUACCACCUCCCCGCCGUGCCCGACGAGGCCGGCCACGUGCUGAUCCACUACCUCGUCACCGGCACCUACCAGACCCUCAAGACGCCAACGGGGCCGAGCAGCCUCGAGGUCGCCGUCUACGUCUACACGACGGCGCUCUCGUGCCGGCUCCCCGCCCUCGCCGCCCUCGCCAGGGCGCGCAUCGCCCGCUUCGCCGACGCCCUGGCCAGCCCGGCGCAGGUGCUGCGCGUCGUCAGCGAGGGCGCCAGGCUGCUGGCGCGCGAGGACCCGUGGCUCGUCGGCUUCGUGGCGGCGCACGUGCGGCGCGUCCUGGAGGAGGCGCGCGCGCCCGGCGAGGACGAGGUGCUGCGGUGUUUUGGGCCGCUCGAUGCGUUUUCUGCCAUGCUGGUGCGGGGCAUGAUUCAGAUCUGCGCCGCGGCUGUGUCGUGCGGGGAGCCCGUCGUGGCGACGCCGGAGCCUCGGGAGGAGAAGGUGUCUUCUGCGCACGGGUCUCUCGAGCUGGAGCAGCGACCUUUGGAGGCUGAGGGUGUUCUGGACGAUCCACCCGCGCCGGAGCCGGAGCCGGAUGUGAUGCCCGAAGACGAACCUGCGGUGGAGCCCGAGUGGACGCUUGAGCCAGAGCCAGAGCCCGAGCCCGCCCCUCCGAAGGCGGAGACGAUGCCGGUUGAAGAGCCCGAGUGGACGCUUGAGCCCGAGCCCGAGCCCGAGCCCGCCCCCUGCGGAGGCUAUACCGGAGCCAGCCUCGGAAAGUGGCACGUCGGCAACGUGGGGCCAAAGCCAGAAGAAGAAGCCGAAGAAAAAGCCGAAGAAAAAGGGGCUGUUGUAAGUCGUUGUGCGAGACCUCUGCACGGCACGCUGCAGAAGGAUUGCGACGCAGCAGAAGGAAUUGCCAAAACCAUCAAAAUCACCUUGAUUUCAUGA
Verticillium dahliae VdLs.17 is the source of this 1170-nucleotide messenger RNA. RefSeq lists its product as uncharacterized. The transcript has 2 exons. The record is from RefSeq and is a predicted model, not a curated record. Lineage: Eukaryota; Fungi; Ascomycota; Sordariomycetes; Glomerellales; Plectosphaerellaceae. Bases 1 to 1170 code for a protein of 389 amino acids.